AUGGAGGUUUUCCAUUUCCUUAUGAAAAUUAAAAGGAUUCUUAUAUUGAAUAAUCAGCAAUCCAUAAUGAAGAAAUAUGCAAAAAAUCUCCUAUACGAUAGGUUGCAUAAAGGUGUUGUGUUAUGUUGUGUGGGACUAACUCUUUAUGGGUCUGUUAUUCUUGGUGAUCAUAUAUAUAAAUAUUAUAAAUAUGUUAGACCACGAAUCCAAGCUGCAAAGGCUUCUGCGGAACAAGAACUGUUGGCAGAAGGUUCAUCUGAAAAAGUUGUG
Messenger RNA from Brenthis ino (lesser marbled fritillary), 270 nucleotides. NCBI's taxonomy places the organism in Eukaryota, Metazoa, Arthropoda, Insecta, Lepidoptera, Nymphalidae. The record is from the annotation of a GenBank genome assembly.